Molecule: messenger RNA, 1133 nt
Organism: Linum tenue
Lineage: Eukaryota; Viridiplantae; Streptophyta; Magnoliopsida; Malpighiales; Linaceae
Source: the annotation of a GenBank genome assembly
CUUCUUUCACUUCGAGAUGACCAUCCAUCACUAUGUUCCACAAAUUAGGAUAUAUGGAUCCAAUGAAGAGCUCCAUCCAAUUUCUCCAGUAGCCAUAGUGAAGCCCUCAAAGCUGGUGCUGUUGACAAACAAUUUGUCGGAGAAGAUAUUGGAAAGGUUUUUUCCUCACUGUUUUUUCUUUCUUUUCCCUUCUUCGGCAAUGGCAAAAGAAUUGGAGGAAGGAAUUUUCAUCCUGCUUUUGUGUGUUUCCGGAGGUAGCUCUGUGACAUGGAAGAACCGCUGGAAAUACCAGUGAUAAAUGAUCUCACCAUGGUUCUAGGUUCCAUAUCUCAGUCGAAAGAGACAGGAGUGGUUGUUGACUUCACUGAUCCUUCCACGGUUUACGAUAAUGUCAAGCAGGCGACGGCAUUUGGGAUGAGAAGUGUGGUGUAUGUGCCCCGGAUUAAAGUAGACACCGUAGGGGCAUUGUCAGCAUUCUGUGAUAAGGCCAGCAUGGGGUGUCUGGUUGCGCCAACUCUAUCAAUCGGAUCGAUUCUCCUCCAGCAAGCAGCUAUUUCAGCUUCCUUCCACUACAACAAUGUAGAAAUCCUGGAAUCAGCAGCAGAUGCAACUGUAAGAACAGACCUUCCAUCAGCAGAUGCUGUCCAAAUUGCAAAAAACCUCUCCAACCUGGGGCAGAUCUACAACAAGGGAGAUAUAACAACAGAUGUUGCGGCAAGGGGACAAGUUCUUGGAGAAGAUGGGGUCAGGGUGCACAGUAUGGUACUACCAGGGCUCCCUUCCAGCACAACAGUUUACUUCUCUGGCCCAGGAGAGGUUUACUCCGUCAAGCAUGACAUAACAGGCGUGCAGAGCCUUAUGCCUGGUCUAAUCUUGGCAAUUAGAAAGGUGAUCCGUCUUAAGAAUCUAGUGUACGGCCUGGAGAAAUUUUUGUAGGAAACUAGUAAAGUUCCCUCAUUACUGGAAGCAAACAAGCAGUUGAAGAAAACAUGUCUUCUGCAGACUGGGCUUUUUCAAAAAGGGAACACAGCAGAGAAGAGGAUACUGUUUAGUAGAGAGAUGAGUAUAUUAAAUCUAUAUCUGUUCCACACUAGCGAAACGUGUUGGAUAAGAGGAGCAAUUAAACAUGAUAG